GCCUAUUAAAGCUCAGGCCGCGGGAGCAGAGCUGGGCAAUGGAGCGGGAAGGCGACCAAGCAGGGCACGGGCCCCGGCAUGGGCCGGCGGGGAACGGCCGAGAUCCCGAGACUCUAGCCGGAGCCUCGCUGCUAACGCCCAUGGACCUAGGGGAGGAGCCGCUGGAGAAGGCGGAGCGCGCACGCACGGCCAAGGACCCCAACACCUACAAAGUGCUGUCGCUGGUUUUGUCAGUAUGUGUGCUAACAACGAUUCUUGGUUGUAUAUUUGGGUUGAAACCAAGCUGUGCCAAAGAAGUAAAAAGUUGCAAAGGCCGCUGCUUUGAGAGGACGUUCAGCAACUGUCGAUGCGACGCUGCCUGUGUCAGCCUUGGGAACUGCUGUCUGGAUUUCCAGGAGACCUGUGUGGAACCAACACAUAUAUGGACUUGCAACAAAUUCAGGUGUGGUGAAAAGAGGUUGUCCAGAUUUGUGUGCUCCUGUUCAGACGACUGCAAGGCCCACAACGACUGCUGCGUCAACUACAACUCUGUGUGUCAAGAUAAGAAAAGCUGGGUGGAAGAAGCGUGUGAAAGCAUCGACGCACCGCAGUGUCCAGAAGAGUUUGACUCACCUCCCACUCUCUUGUUUUCCUUGGAUGGGUUCAGAGCUGAGUAUUUGCACACCUGGGGUGGACUUCUUCCUGUUAUUAGCAAGCUGAAAAAGUGUGGGACGUACACUAAAAACAUGAGGCCCGUGUACCCUACAAAAACGUUCCCCAAUCAUUACAGCAUUGUCACGGGACUUUACCCAGAAUCCCACGGCAUCAUCGACAACAAGAUGUAUGAUCCCAAGAUGAAUGCUUCUUUCUCACUAAAAAGUAAAGAGAAAUUCAACCCGCGGUGGUACAAAGGACAGCCGAUCUGGGUCACAGCUAAGCAUCAGCAGGUUAGGUCUGGCACAUACUUCUGGCCAGGAUCCGAUGUGGAGAUCGAUGGAAUUCUACCAGAUAUCUACAAAGUGUAUAACGGGUCAGUACCAUUUGAAGAAAGGAUUUUAUCUGUUCUCGAGUGGCUGCAGCUUCCUAGCAAUGAAAGACCACACUUUUACACUCUGUAUUUAGAAGAACCAGACUCCUCAGGGCAUUCAUAUGGACCAGUCAGCAGUGAGGUCAUCAAGGCCUUACAGAAGGUUGACAAGAUGGUGGGCAUGCUGAUGGACGGCCUGAAGGACCUUAGUUUGGACAAGUGCCUGAACCUCAUCCUCAUUUCAGACCAUGGCAUGGAGCAGGGCAGUUGUAAGAAGUACGUGUACCUCAAUAAGUAUCUGGGCGAUGUGAACGACGUCAGAGUUGUCUAUGGACCUGCUGCUCGGCUGAGACCCUCUGAUGUUCCAGAAAAGUACUAUUCAUUUAAUUAUGAAGGCCUCGCAAAAAAUCUUUCUUGCCGGGAACCAAACCAGCACUUCAGGCCUUACCUGAAGCACUUCUUACCCAAGCGCUUGCACUUCGCUAAAAACGACAGGAUCGAGCCGCUGACAUUCUAUCUGGACCCGCAGUGGCAGCUUGCGUUGAGUUCAUCAGAAGGGAAACGUUGUGGAAGUGGAUUUCAUGGCUCUGACAACCUGUUUUCAAAUAUGCAAGCUCUCUUUAUUGGCUACGGACCUGCCUUCAAGCACGGCGCUGAAGUUGACUCCUUUGAAAAUAUUGAAGUCUAUAACUUAAUGUGUGAUUUAUUGGGUUUGAUCCCAGCUCCUAACAAUGGCAGUCAUGGUAGUCUUAACCACCUUCUAAAGAAGCCUGUUUACACACCAAGUCAUCCCAAAGAAGAGAGCUCCUCCGUGUCCCAGUGUCCAAUCAGAUCAACAGCUGAUAACCUUGGAUGCACGUGCGACCCCUGGAUUGAUCCUAUGGAGAACUUUGAGGAACACUUUAAUCUGACCACGGAAGAUGUAGCGGAUAUUGAUGGUAGUACUCUACCCUACGGAAGGCCCCGGAUUCUGCAGAAGAAGCACAGCAUCUGUCUUCUUUACCAGCGACAGUUUGUGAGUGGAUACAGCCAGGACCUCCUCAUGCCCCUCUGGACAUCUUACACCAUCCUCAGUAAUGACAGUUUCUCUACAGAGGACUUUUCCAACUGUCUAUACCAGGACCUUAGGAUUCCUCCCAGUCUCACCCACAAAUGUUCCUUUUAUAAAAGCAAUUCUAAGCUCAGUUACGGGUUCCUCAUGCCUCCGCGACUAAAUAGAGCUUCAACUCAAAUAUAUUCUGAAGCAUUGCUUACUUCUAAUAUAGUGCCAAUGUACCAGAGUUUUCAAGUUAUAUGGCAGUACCUUCAUGACACCCUACUGCAGCGGUACACCAAAGAGAAGAACGGCAUCAAUGUUGUCAGCGGUCCCGUGUUUGACUUUGAUUAUGACGGACGUUACGACUCCUUAGCGACCCUGAAACAAAACAGCAGAGUCAUCCGCAGCCAAGAACUUCUGAUUCCAACUCACUUCUUUAUCGUGCUCACCAGUUGCAAACAACGGUCUCAGAUUCCCUUAGAUUGCGCAGGCUUGGACUCCUCUGCCUUCAUAUUGCCUCACAGGCCUGAUAACAUUGAGAGUUGCACGCACGGGAAGCGGGAGUCCUCGUGGAUCGAAGAGUUGCUGACGUUGCACAGAGCCCGGGUCACCGAUGUGGAGCUCAUCACUGGCCUCAGCUUCUACCAUGAGCGUCAAGAGUCAGUUUCAGACCUGCUGAGGUUGAAAACACAUUUGCCAAUCUAUAGCCAAGAAGACUGAAUAUUUUUUUUAAUGCACCAGAAAUCUUUUUCAGAGGAUCUUAUAUUUUAUACCGUCUGUUACACUUUUGCAUUGUUUGGAAACUCUCAAGUGGAGUUGAAACUGGGAAUCCUGCAUGAUGCCAGCAUCUCUGGGCUGCAGGGUGACUCGGCACACUGGCGGGGUGUUCCUGUCCUGUGUCGUGCAGAUUUCCUGUGUGAGAAUUAGAUGUGUUAUUAGCACACUGGGAGUAACAGGGCUUUACUUCACACCCAGAAGUGCUCUUGGGUCAGGGAGAAGGGGCCAUGAACAUGGUCUGCAGACCUGGUGGUGGAAUUAUUGUUGACAAAGCUAACUAAAGGAUGGGGCAGUCCAUGUCACGUUGAAAAAUAGAAAGUGGUCCUGGAUUAAUUUUUACUUGGAGUUUCAGUUUUAACUAUUAUUUUGAGGCCCCAUUUCUGUCUUUUCUGUCUCCUCCUCCAAAAGCCAAAUCAUUAGUCUUGUGCUUUUAAAACAAAUGGUGAUUGGAUCUCUUCAGAUUUAGUGGCUCUCACAAAUUGGACUUUGAUGGGAAAUUUUUGACUCGUGUAUUGCUAGUUAUUAUAAAAGUUGUUCUCUACAUUUGUACACACACACACACACACACACAUACACACACACAGAGAAAUAAACAGAAACUGAAAACAGCCUUGAAAAUGGCUCUCUUAGUCCAUUAAAAUUGGGUUUUAUUCGGGUGAAUGACCAGAGAACUUGUUGGCUCUUGUGGUCC
Messenger RNA from Acomys russatus (golden spiny mouse), 3510 nucleotides. It is a transcript of the gene Enpp1, whose product is annotated as ectonucleotide pyrophosphatase/phosphodiesterase 1. The coding region runs from base 39 to 2762 and encodes 907 amino acids. Gene Ontology annotation, cellular component: cell surface. Gene Ontology annotation, biological process: inorganic diphosphate transport; negative regulation of fat cell differentiation; immune response. The transcript is spliced from 25 exons. Lineage: Eukaryota; Metazoa; Chordata; Mammalia; Rodentia; Muridae. Gene Ontology annotation, molecular function: metal ion binding; scavenger receptor activity; nucleic acid binding. The record is from RefSeq and is a predicted model, not a curated record.